Messenger RNA from Caenorhabditis remanei, 291 nucleotides. RefSeq lists its product as uncharacterized. NCBI's taxonomy places the organism in Eukaryota, Metazoa, Nematoda, Chromadorea, Rhabditida, Rhabditidae. The record is from RefSeq and is a predicted model, not a curated record. The coding region runs from base 1 to 291 and encodes 96 amino acids. The transcript has a single exon.
AUGACGUUGAUAAGCGAUCCUAGAGAAGAAUCUGUUGGUGAUUUGUAUGCAGAAGGUGGAACGGAGAAUUACAUAUCAGCGAUGAAAUACUUUGUGGAAACUUUCGGAUGCAUCUUCGGACUAUUUUUUAUUGAUUUAGGAGACCGUGAUUUGCAACUGUACGAGCCGGAGUUAGCGAUAGUUGAUGAAUGGCAGGAUGUGAAGCUUUGCGAUCAUGGUCCUGAAUGGUCUUCUGUUUCUAAUGAAGAAAUUUAUAAAUUCUGCGAAAAGUUACGAAAUGUUUGGAUUUAG